Adineta ricciae is the source of this 1281-nucleotide messenger RNA. The record is from the annotation of a GenBank genome assembly. Lineage: Eukaryota; Metazoa; Rotifera; Eurotatoria; Adinetida; Adinetidae.
AUGUCCCAAAAAGAGCCUGCACAUGGAACGUGGUUACGUCGAUCGGGAAUCAUAUUGGUAAUUGCAUUCAUGUUGUUAUCUUUAGGUUUCGUUUACACGAAGUUCAGUUAUAACAACGUGAAGUAUACUCUAUUUGUGGAAAAUGACUCGCAAUGUGAAUCGUAUUAUUCGACAAAGGGGCAAACAUUCGAAAAGAAGUGCCACUGGUAUUUUGUUAAUUACACUCCUAGUGCAUGGGAACGUAUGUGGUAUGAUAAUAUACAAGAAUUGCAAAAUAAAGUUUGCAGCACACUCACGACUGGGCAUAAUGUGAAUAAAACGGUGUUAUUGAUGAAACGAUUGCUUGAAUUACAAAAGACUGGAAAAAGCCAACAGCAUGAUGAACAAUACGUUAAUGAUGAAGUCUUCUCUCGAAUGUUUUACCGACAACGCUGUUUCAAUUCGCGUACAAAGAUGUAUUCCGAUGGAAUAGAAGUUUUUCAACUGAUUGAGCCACUAGUAGGUUUAUUAAGAGAUCCGUUAACGAUAUGUUCACGUCUUGAUGCAUCCCAAGUACCUCCAUCGCUGUAUAACGGCGCCGUUCUCCUUUCAAAACGGCACAUUCUCCUGUCAAUUUCGGCUCCAUUUUACAUCUCGUCGCCAUCAUCACAACAGCAGACUAUAUCAACUAAAGAUUUUAUAACGACAUACUCCAAAACUAAUGUACAUCCUUGGAUGUACGACCGAUCUCAAAUGAACGCAUCACUUACAAUAGGAAAUCGAAGUAAUGGAAAGCUGAUAUUAUUCGAUUUGGGAAGUAGCGAAUUUGGAAAGAAUGUCGACAUUGAUACGACUUCUACUCGAUGGUUUUAUGAAUAUUACAAACGUUUAGACUUAAACUUCGAUCGAAUCAUAGCUUUCGAAGCCCGGGUAUUAAAUGCAACAGUCGCAUGGGAACAACUACCUGAAGACGUUUUCCCAGUGUAUACUCUUAUCAAUACUGGCUGUACAGUGACUGGAAAAUUCAAUCCUUGGUUUACUCUACAAAAGAUUGCUAAGCCGGAAGAUCAUGUGAUCGUGAAAUUAGAUAUCGACACAUUCGACGUGGAAAGAGCUUUAGUAGAUCAAAUUGCCAACGAUUCAGCUAUUCAUUCAUUAAUCGAUGAAUUGUUUUUCGAACACCAUGUCUUAGUCGACGAAAUGCGAGCUUUUUGGCGACCUCCUCCAGACCCAUUGAGUCAGUCUUACAUCUUGUUCACGAAACUACGACAACUAGGAAUACGAAUGCAUGGCUGGCCGUAA